AUGUUCCCUCGCUCUUACUGGCUGAACGGUGGCCUGUCGGCCUUAUACUCUCUCUGCAUCUUCAACUUCGCCGCCAGCAUUGUUCUUUGGUUUACCGUCAACUCAGACCGAAAUUACAUCCAUCCUAUUCUCAGCCAAUUGAUACCCGCUGGGCAUUGCGCGUGCGAAACGGCGGCGGUUUUCGAAUGUAGCACUUGCUUGACCUGCUCGCAUCAGGACCCCAUCUUACAGAUCGACGAAAACGAAACGGAAUUGUGGGAGUUUGAGUACAGCCGAGACGCCUUCAAUGUCGGACUGAGCCGCAGCCAGUGCGCCGCUUCGUUCCCGGGCCUCUUCGAGGACGUUAGUCGUGCUGCAACUUACUGGCGCACGCAGGGAGGAUUGUCUUCUGAUGACCUUGACGCCAUCCCCAUUAAUCAGGGCAUGGGCCGCGCGAGAAUAACGCAGGGAGAGUUGUAUGUAAUAUCUGUCCGAGCGCGUGGCGAGGACCACCGGAGGAAAUUACUUGCUGCAUUGAGUGCGAUGCACCGAGCCCUUGUAGCAGAUUCCAACCGCUUGGCCCGGCCAGAAAUAGAAUUUGUCUUCUCGAUCGAGGAUAAGCUCGUCGACGUCACCAGUUCGGAGCACCCAGUGUGGGUACUCGCCCGAACAGCAGAUGAAGAAGCUGCGUGGCUAAUGCCCGAUUUUGGAUACUGGGCUUGGGACCACCUGCAGGCAUCGAUCGGCCCAUACGACCAGGUUGUCGAGCAGGCCGCGGAGUAUGACAAUAUACCUUGGGAGGACAAAAAACACCAGCUUGUGUGGCGGGGGAAACCGAGUUUUGCACCGAAGUUACGACGAGCACUUAUGGAUGCGACGCGUGACCAGCCAUGGGCGGAUGUUCAGGCUGUAGACUGGCAAGAGCAGGACAAGUCAAAUGUUCUGAAGAUGGAGGACCACUGCAAAUAUAUGUUCAUUGCGCAUGUAGAAGGUAUGCCUCCGGUUCACUUGCCCUAUUUCAUCAAUCGUGAGGCCAAGCUGACGCUGGAUUUGCCGUACGCAGGACGGUCAUACUCAGCAUCUCUCAAGUACCGGCAAGCAUGCCGGUCGGUUAUCGUCGUGCAUCAAUUACAGUAUAUCCAACAUCAUCACUAUUUACUUAUCCCGUCCGGCCCGCAACAGAACUACGUCGAGGUCGCCCGCGACUUCAGCGACUUAGCCGAUGCCCUCAUGCCGUUGCUGGACGAUCCAGUGCGCGCCGAGACCAUUGCGAACAAUAGCGUCCGAACAUUUCGGCAGCGAUAUUUGACGCCCGCGGCUGAGGCGUGCUAUUGGCGGGCGCUAUGGGACGAAUAUGGGAAUAUUUUCAAUAGCUCACAGGCCCAAACAGGGGAAGAGGGAAAAAGAAGACCAGGGCUCCGUUACGAAUCAUUCAUACUGCAGGGCAGCGAUGAUAUGCUUGAGUUUCAUUCAUAG
Messenger RNA from Aspergillus nidulans FGSC A4, 1455 nucleotides. RefSeq lists its product as uncharacterized. The record is from RefSeq and is a predicted model, not a curated record. The transcript has a single exon. The coding region runs from base 1 to 1455 and encodes 484 amino acids. NCBI's taxonomy places the organism in Eukaryota, Fungi, Ascomycota, Eurotiomycetes, Eurotiales, Aspergillaceae.